Opisthorchis viverrini is the source of this 1241-nucleotide messenger RNA. RefSeq lists its product as hypothetical. The transcript has 3 exons. The record is from RefSeq and is a predicted model, not a curated record. Bases 315 to 656 code for a protein of 113 amino acids. Lineage: Eukaryota; Metazoa; Platyhelminthes; Trematoda; Opisthorchiida; Opisthorchiidae.
CAAAGACUAAUCAGUCACCAGUUUUUUCCUCUUCCAUCGGCCCCCACCCUUGUACAUCCCACAUGUUCACUGUUUGGGAAACGUUCCCAAGGUCACCCGGAUGAAAUGUGGAUACGUUUCGAACCAUUCGGCAAAACAGUAUAAAUAUGCCUCUUCAUCCAGGAAGAACCGAUCAAGUCGUCGAACGAUUCCGUCCGAAAUAAAGCUUCGAAAUAAUUCGUCUGAGUUACACUCAACAUUCAAACGUUUUCGUGGAUUAUACUCUGUCUGAGGAACAAAACCGUGUUCACGUGAUCUCACAGUCAUAGGCAUCUAUGAGACUGCCGACAGGCCCCCUACUAUUCAUAGUCUUUUACUGGAGCUUCACUAGCGCAAUGCAAGCUGGUCUCAGAAGAUAUCCAAUGAAGUUCUCCAAAAGUUGUCCGGAUGAAGACUAUCGAUUUGACCCAAAAACCGGCACCUUUUUGUGCGUCGUCCCCACGGCCAAAUUGUGCUUUGAACUCUGUCAAUCGAUCGGUUGCAACGAGUGGUUCUUUGCGAAUAUGAUCAGCACACGAAAUGAAACUGUACUCCCGUAUCAUCGCUGUCGAUGUGUACCACAACUUCGGAUGUGUCUUUACAAUCCAGUGCCACGGGCGUAUCGUGACUUUGAUUGAACUUCACCAGCACCACUCAUCACCUGCACAUUUUGCAGGUUGAUGCUCGUCUCCAUUCCACUAAAAUACAGAUUUAUAAAUGCAGUGAAACUUAUGAAUUCCCGGUAUUUACCCCCACCUGUAAGUGGCAUCCAGAUCUUUUGCUUUCAGAAAUGGCACCUACGCGAGUGCGUCCCAUAUUUUUGAGCGUUUUCUAUUAGAUGGGUUUAUUAUGGAUGAUAUUUGUUGUCAGGUGACAACGUUUAAUCGAUUUUUUUUCCACGCAAAACAGAAUGGGGUUAUGAGAAGACUUACUUACUUCCUCCAUUUCUACCUUUGACCAAUAUUCUAUCAUGUAUUUUGCUGCCUUCGUGGUUCUGCAUACCAUUCUCAGUGGGUCUCUGACCGCAGUCAGGAACAGUUACAUUUCUUAUUUUCUUGUUUUAUCUAAACCAGUAACUAUUCAGCUGUCGAUCGAUAUUAUUUCAUUCGUAUUCUCCUUUGUAUCAUCACUCAAAAGAGCUUUUCAACCUAUACGUUUCCGGCACUUGGAUAUUUUAAAAACGAAGUUGGACAAUACGGUGUCCAUUUGGUCUCAUUAUCGUG